Morus notabilis is the source of this 1778-nucleotide messenger RNA. RefSeq lists its product as uncharacterized. The record is from RefSeq and is a predicted model, not a curated record. NCBI's taxonomy places the organism in Eukaryota, Viridiplantae, Streptophyta, Magnoliopsida, Rosales, Moraceae. The transcript is spliced from 17 exons. Gene Ontology annotation, biological process: proteasome assembly. Gene Ontology annotation, cellular component: cytosol. Bases 37 to 1602 code for a protein of 521 amino acids.
UUUAUUCCGAAAGCAAAUUGACUCAGUGAGCGAGUCAUGGAGGAAUACUCAGUUGAUGAUCCAACUCAGUUGCUCCAAGCAGCUUCUGACUUCGCAUACUUUUCUGGUGUUCAAAACGAUGAUUCGGCGAAGAAUUUCCUCGAUCGCUUUCCUCUUCCAGUCGUAAUUAAUGCUUUGCAAACCAAAGCAGAUGUGCCUGGUCUAGAAAACACGUUGGUUGCUUGUUUGGAAAGGAUAUUCCAGACAAAAUAUGGUGCCUACCUAAUCCCACAAUACAUGCCUUUUGUACAAGUUGGUCUUAAGGCGGAUUCUCAAAUAGUCAGAUGUCUAGCUUGUAAAACGGUUACAUACCUUCUGGAACAUUUGAAUGAAGAAACUUCUGCUGUACAGCUUAUAAGUGACUAUGAUGUAUACCCACUUUUGCUUGAUUGCCUCGUAAAUGGCAAUGAGCAAGUGGCUACUGCAUCAAUGGAUGCAAUUAAAAAGUUAGCUGGUUUUCCCCAAGGAAUGGAAAUUAUCUUCCCAACUAACAGCAAAGAAGAAACACAUCUUGGAGAAUUAUCAACCCGAUGUUCCUCUUUGGGACGGGUCCGAGUAUUGGCUUUGAUGGUGAAAUUAUUCUCUGUCUCAAGUUCUGUGGCAUCAAUAAUCUACAAGUUGAAUCUACUCAGACUUUUCGAGGAGGAAAUCAACAAUACAAAUGAUACCCUUGUAACGUUGAAUGUUUUGGAGCUCCUAUAUGAGUUGUCAGAAAUUCAGCAUGGUAGAGAGUUUCUGUCAGGAAACAGCCUUUUGCAACUUCUUAGUUCUAUAAUCAGCAACAAAGCAAUGGAGCCAAUUUUAAGAUCACGAGCAAUGAUGAUCAGCGGAAGACUUUUGCACGACAGCUACAUGUUUGUUGAUGAAUCAAGUACUAGAACAGUAAUAGCAGCAAUAGAUAGAAUACUUGAUUCAUCAGAAACUCGAGAUAUGGAUGAAUGUGAAUCGGCUCUUGAGGCGCUUGGUCAAAUAGGGUCUUCAAUUCAAGGAGCGCAAUUGCUAUUGUCAAGUUCACCACCUUCUGCAAGGCACAUUAUUAAUGCUGCCUUUGAUCGGCAAGGGCGUGGUAAACAACUUGCAGCUUUGCAUGCCCUUGGCAACAUCUCUGGAGAAACUCACCCUGAGAACAACAUGAUACUGGAUAACCAUUCUGAAGAAAACCUGAGGCGAUUAAUUUUUGAAACCGCCUCCAAGACUUCAAAGCUAACACCAUCUGGCCUAAUUCUGUCACUUCUUCAGCAAGCUUCAGAAAUUCGUUUGGCGGGUUAUAGAAUGAUUACUGGGCUGGUGGCUCGCCCAUGGUUCCUGAUGGAGAUAUGCUCAAAACAAGAGAUUAUAAAUAUAGUGACUGAUGCAAAUACUGAAACCACAAAAAUAGGUAUGGAAGCUAGAUAUAAUUGUUGCAAGGCGAUCCAAAAGGCUCUUAUGUCCUCAAGUAAAGUUACCAGUGAUGCUUCUCUUGCUGCUAUAGCUGAAAAGGUACACAAAGCAGUGAAAAUGGGUCCAUAUCUUGCUAGAAAGCUUGAAGCUCAACCUGUAGUGAUGACCGCUGAGAGAUUUUGAAGUUAUUGUACUGAUUUGUCUUCGACAUUGUAUGGUGUACGUAAGCUCAUGAAAUCUCACAGUUUGAUAUAAAAGCUACUUUGGAAUUCUAAGGGUAGUUUGGACAUUUUAUGUCCCAAACAAUGACUUUAGGGCACCUAUAAGGUAUUUUCUAAAAAAGAGCAUGUUUUGACAUA